Molecule: messenger RNA, 1016 nt
Organism: Lactuca virosa
Lineage: Eukaryota; Viridiplantae; Streptophyta; Magnoliopsida; Asterales; Asteraceae
Source: the annotation of a GenBank genome assembly
AACAUACAUAAGUUCAGCUCUCAAAGCUCAAUGCAGUAGAUACAAAUACAACAUACAAGCGUCACAUAUACCCUUAUAAAAGUACAACCCUCAAUGCAGUUGGUAGAACUUACAAUCGCCAUAUUAGUGCUCUUAUAGCUCAUCAUAAAAUCACUCAACACUCGAUAUAGUGGGCAUAGUGCUGUGGUAGCUCGGGGAAAGGGCCUUUCCGCCACUUGGAAUCCAUUAUCGAUUUCUUGCACUUUUUACCAACCUCAGAUCAUGAUUCUUUGGCCCUAAAGAAAACCCUACAAAUUCCCCAAUUUUUAGAUUCAUUCAUCCAUUCUGCUUCCAAACAGAUUCAUAAACGAAAACCUUCUGUUCUUUCUUUCACUCAUUCGCCAAGGUCACAACACCAAAGUUUGAUCAUUUUCCUGCACUGUUAACCAACCUUAAAUCAUGAUUCUUUAGUCCAAAGAAAACCCUAAAUUUCCCAGUUUUUUCUUUAUUCAUUCACAAUUUGAUCUUGCAGACAGUUUCAUCCCAAAAGAAAGUUGUUUUUUUGUACCCGUUUAACUUCAUCUUCUUAAAGUGAAAAGUCAGAAUCUUGAUCAUAUUCUCAGUUUAUUGUUGCAAAUUGGAAGUGGGUUUUUCUUGGAUUUAAAAUGAUGAUUCUUGGUGAAAAUGUGAAUACCCUUAAAGUUAUAGAUUCCUCGUUAAGGUUGUUUGUGGUUCCUCUAAGUCUUGGUUCCAUGUGGUUGACUUUGACCAAUCAUCAAAAUAACGAAAUGUAUGGCAAAAUAGAGUUCAGUAAUCUCAAGGGUCUCAAAUUCUUGGUCAGCAUUAGUGCAAUUUCUGCUGGGUAUGCUGUGGUUGCUGUUAUUUCUUCAUGGGUCAAGAACUUGAUGAACAAAGCUUGGAUCUUUUUUGUUUGCGAUCAGGUGGUGGCAUAUUUGAUGGUGGCAAGUGGUGGUAGCUUUGGGGAGAUAGUGUAUUUGGCAUACAAUGGCAACCCAAAGGGUUUUCACAAGAUUUGA